UUUUUGGCAAAACCUACCGGUAAAUUAUCUCUCAGUUAUAUGCUACAAUUCCAACACGGCUACAAGAGUGAAUGGUAAUCUCACUGCAUAUUAAGGUAAGACAAACAAUAUUAACACCAGGAGAGUAGUUUUUAUUGAGUAGUUAAUGUAAACAAACCGCCACCAUUUUGACGUCAGUGACGAAUACUUAUGUCCAGUGACUGUAUAUUUCAAUGAAACUUUCAACAUAAUAAGAUUUAUAGAAUUAACUAUAAAUCCAUUUAUUUUAGCCAGACUUAAAUAUAUUUUAUUUCUGAGGAUUUUUUCGGAAACACUAUUCCGGAAUCCUACCGGAAAUAAGUUGGCAAAUAGAAUAGCAUUUCCUUUUAUGACGAGGCAAUUUCGGGAGAACGGUGAGAUAACAGUCGAGACAACAUUUUAAUUUUUUAUAAGAUUCAGAAGCUACGGAAAAUAAGUUAAAUUGUAGAAAAAACAUGCCAAAAGAAAAAUCAACGAGGGCGAAAAAGAAGAAGGGAGGUGAUGUUAUGAGAAAGGGGCGAACAAAUAAAAAUGUGGAAGGUCCAGUUGAAUUUCAAGAGCAGACGACAAUGGAGACAUCAACAAAUAACGGAUUUGAGGGAGAAAUGGAUGUAUCACCCAGAGAUGAACCAUCGGGAUUCCGCAUGGAGAAUUCCAGGGAAACCAUUCGAGGAAUUGGCUCCACAAGCAAACAAGAUACCAGAAAAAAUACCAGUAGAAUUUCAGCAGUUGAUGUUAGAAAUGAAGUAAACAACUUGUUACAUCUAGCAACAGCCCCAAAUACUCAGGAAACAUACAACCAGGGACUAAGAUGCUUUGAGGAAUUCCAGGAUUCCCUAAACCUUAGCAAAAUAUGGCCCCCUACGUUAGAGCAAAUAGUUCUAUUUAUAGGUUAUAUGUCAGCAAAACAUCUCUCAGUGGCAACAGCUAGAACUUACAUUUCAGCUAUUUCUUACAAACUAAAAAUUCAAAACAAUAGGGAUGAAACUCAAAGCUUUCUGGUUAAGAAACUCUUAGAAGGAUUCAGAAGAAAGGUCAAGAAAAAUGAUGCCAGACUGCCAAUUACAUCAAAUAUAUUAAAUCAAAUACUACAAAGUUUGCACUUGGUUUGUACAAACUACUAUGAAUGCAAACUGUUUCAAGCCGCCUACACUUUAGCAUUUUUUGGUUUCUUUAGAGUUGGAGAAAUGACAGUAAAAAACCAAAAAGAUCUGGGACAUGCAAUUGAAUAUGAAGACAUAACAAUGUUUACAGAAGAAAAUAAAAUCCAAAUAAAAUUAAAGCAUUCCAAAGUGGAUCAAAUAGGGGAAGGAGAAACAAUUACUAUUCAGAAUAGCCAAUUUGGGUCUCAAAUACAACCAAUUAAGAUUAUUCAAGAAUAUCUAGCAAUACGACCUUCAGUGCAGGGGAAGUUGUUCUGUCAUUUUAGUGGACAACCAUUAACUAGAUACCAAUUUACGGCAGUUUUAAAUAAAGUUUUGUCGAUAAUAGGGUUAGAAGGUAAAAAAUACAAGUCUCAUUCAUUUAGAAUUGGGGCAGCAACCAGUGCAGCAAUGUUUGGUAUGUCAGAGGAAGAAAUCUGUAAAGCAGGAAGAUGGAAAUCUAAAGCAUACAAAAUUUAUGUUAGGAUGUAAUCAUAAUAUAAAUGUAGGUGUAACCCUUAAGACUGUCAUAUGUUUAAGUAUAUAUGAAAAUGGUUUCAAGUCAUAUAAUUAUAUAAUCUUGUCAUGUCUCUAUAUAUACACUUUCAGAACAACAGGUAUGGGUAGUGGGCUCAUCAAUAGUCAAAAGAGCAUUUUUAGCAGCUAGAAUCAGACCAGAUGGAGUUAACUUGGGACUAAUGGAUAGAUUAAAUGUGUCUAUUUGGUGGCAAGGAAAAGGGGGUAUGGGCUGGUAUGAAAUGUACAACAAGAUCAAAACAUUGCUGAAAGUUGCUGACCCUCCUGAUUACAUUAUUCUACAUUGUGGUGGUAAUAAUAUUGGGUACACACCAAUCAAACAGCUUAUACAAGAUAUGAAAGGUACAAUUGACAAAAUUUGGAAACUUUUACCCAAUACAAAGCUUGUAUGGUCACAAAUAUUGCCUAGAAAGAACUGGUAUUCAUCAGAUAGCAUAGAAAAAAUGAAUAAUUCUGCAAAAAGAAUCAACAGUUCAGUGGCGGCUUAUAUAGUAAGGAAUGGGGGAUGUUAUAUCAAGUAUUUGGAUAUCAAACUUGUAAACACAAAUCUUUUUGAGGCAGAUGGGGUCCAUAUAUCAAAUAUAGGCAAUGAAAUUUUUCUCAACAACAUUAGUGCAGGGUUAGAACAAUUUAUAACGAAUGGAUGGCAAGUGUAUCCAAAGUUAUACUAGAAUUUGGAUGGGGUAUU
Molecule: messenger RNA, 2385 nt
Organism: Ostrea edulis (European flat oyster)
Lineage: Eukaryota; Metazoa; Mollusca; Bivalvia; Ostreida; Ostreidae
Exons: 2
Coding region: 474-1652 (392 amino acids)
Biological process (GO): DNA recombination; DNA integration
Molecular function (GO): DNA binding
Source: RefSeq, a predicted model, not a curated record